GCUCCACAUCUGGAAAUGUUGAGAGGAGAGAAUCCCUCUCUUCAUCUGCUUUCGAGCUUGAGACGUGGUGCCUGCGUCACUCCUUUGAGAGGCGGGGCUUCACGGAGGUGUUUCCCGGCUUUAUAUAGAUACAGAGACCUUUCCAUCGCAAAGCAGUGCGUCACCAGAACCCCUGGAAACUAACAUGCAAGUCCAGAAUAGAAAAUAUAACGAGUUAGACAAACUGUAUUAAAAUAAUAUCCAUCCAUUUUUUUUUGCGUUGCUAUUGCAUGCGCUUUUAAGUGUUGUGUUUAUUGAAUCUUCUGAGCUUUCAAACCGUUUGUACAGUUCUCUCGUGACUGGAAUACACCACUAAUGCGGUAGAAGUGAACACUUUAUCAAAGAUAUCAGGACUCGUCUUUACAUUGGGAAAUAAAACGCUCGUCGGACGCUGUCGUGCGUUUUGGGAAAGUGCGUUGAACUUGCUGUGAGUUCACUCUACACUUCGCAAGCAUGAAAUCCGCAGAGGAAGAUGCAUACGGUUACGGCCAAAACUCCAGCAUCUCAUUACCUCUGAGCAACCCCUGCCCACCCUCCCAGUACCACAAUCUCCAGACCAGCGCCGCUUUGUCGAUAUCCAUCAGUCAGCCGUCCUCGUUCUCCCCUCAAAAUGACAUGAGCUCAGUGGGUUACUUCCAAACAUCCGGGACCCGGUCCAACGGCGCUCCCACGCUGGAGAGUCCACGCAUUGAGAUAACAGCUUACGGGCAGUUCCCAGAGGAUGAGGUGGAGGAGAACAGCGUUCCCGUGGCCAAGCGAGUCAAUUCCAUAGUGACAUUAACUUUACCAAGCGUCGACGGUUAUCGUGACCCCACAUGCCUCAGCCCGGCAAGCAGCGUGUCUUCCCGUAGCUGCCAUUCGGACGCGUCAUCGUACGAAUCAGGCUUUUCGUACAACUACGACAACUCGCCGCAGAACUCGCCCUGGCAGUCUCCCUGCGUCUCCCCGAAAGGUUCCUCAUCUCUGCAGUCCUGCACCCUCGGUGCUUCUCCACGCCAUUCUCCGUCUGGUUCUCCCCGAACCAGUAUCACUGAUGACAGCUGGGUGGGCACCCGAGGCUCGCGGCCGAAUUCUCCUUGUGGCGGUAAACGGAAGUACAGCUUCAACGGUGGCCAGUCGCACAAGUACCAUCCGUACUCUCCGAAUCAGUCCCCGGGGCCAUCACCACAAACUUCACCCCGUCUCAGCGUGACGGAGGACACCUGGUUGCCCAACACCAACCAAUACACCAACUCCGCCAUUGUCGCCGCCAUUAAUGCCCUCACCACAGAUGGAUUAACAGAUCUUGGGAAGGGGAUCCCUUUGAAGUCCCGCAAGACCAGUCUGGAGCACAGCGCCUCGAUGAACCUGAAAGUAGAACCAGGUGGAGAGGAGACAGGAUCCCUGGAGCUUUGCCAGGAGGACUUCUCCUCAGCACGUCUGCCCUUCAAAAAAGAGACCUACUGCAGUGGCUUCUUGGAUGUGCCCCAACACCCAUAUUGGUCCAAGCCUAAGCCUUACAUCAGUCCAUCGCUGCCUGCUCUCGAUUGGCAGCUGCCUUCCAGUUCAGGGCCGUACAGCCUGCAGAUUGAUGUCCAACCCAAGUCUCAUCACCGUGCUCACUACGAGACUGAAGGCAGCAGAGGGGCUGUAAAAGCACUAGCGGGAGGGCAUCCAGUGGUCCAGCUUCAUGGCUACAUGGAGAGUGAGCCUCUGACCCUACAGCUGUUCAUCGGGACAGCAGACGACCGUCUUCUCCGGCCUCAUGCCUUCUACCAGGUCCACCGUAUUACCGGGAAGACCGUGUCCACACCAAGCCACGAGGUCUUGCAGUCCAACACCAAAGUUCUCGAGAUUCCUCUGCUGCCCGAGAGCAACAUGAGGGCCAUAAUCGACUGCGCUGGAAUACUGAAGCUGCGUAACUCAGACAUCGAGCUCCGGAAAGGCGAGACGGACAUCGGACGGAAGAACACCCGUGUGAGGAUGGUCUUCCGUGUCCACAUCAACCAACCCAAUGGCAGGAUGGUGUCCUUACAGGUGGCAUCUAACCCCAUUGAGUGCUCCCAGCGUUCAGCACAGGAGCUGCCCCUCGUGGAUAAACAGAGCAUGGAAAGCUGUGCCGCCUCAGGGGGGGAACAGAUGCUUCUCAGCGGGCACAACUUCCAGCACGACUCCAAGGUGGUGUUUGUGGAGCGAGCACAAGAUGGCCAUCACAUAUGGGAAAUGGAGGCCAAAGUCAACAGAGAAUCAUCCAAAUCUGUGGCUUUGCUUGUGGAUGUCCCACCAUACCGGAACCAAAGAAUAUCCAACCCAGUUCAAGUGAAUUUCUAUGUGUGCAAUGGCAAACGGAAGAGAAGCCAGUACCAGCGUUUCACAUACCUGUCCACAAACGUUCCGACCAUAAAAACAGAGCCGCACGACGACUACGACCUCCCCCAGGUAUGUGCGCCUCUCCAUCCCGCCGGGUUGGCGCUGCAUCCGAAGCCCUACUACAGCCCCCCGGCGAUGACCCCCAUGAUGCCCUCCGAACUAAGGCCUUGUGUCACAGGCUCCUUCACACCCAGCCCUCAGAGACUGGUGGCUAAACCCACUUCCCUGUCCUGCUCGUCCUCCCCCAGCACCAGCCCCAAACUACAGGAUCUUUCCCCGCCUCACCUCUCCUCUAAGUGCCUAUCAGCGGGAUCAAACCUAGGCCCCCAGUCUCCAACGGUCCCACACGUCUCCACCAUCCAGCCCACACCCGGACGCUACCCGCAGUCCAUCCUCUACCCAACGGGAAGCUCCGCAUCCUCUCCAGGGUCCCAUCCUUCCACCCCAAACUCUGCACCAGAACUCCCCUUCACUCCCAGCCACAGUCUGACCCAAUCACAGGCCACCAGCGAGGCCUCUGCGUUAGCAGCUCAGAUAACCAAAGGACCGGUGAGGAGCGGGUCCUCUCCCCUCCUACAGGAGGAGGGAGACGCCCCCACCAUGCUGGCUGUCAGCAUCAAGCAGGAACCACAGGAACUGGAUCAAAUGUACCUAGAUGAUGUUAACGAAAUCAUCAGGAACGAUCUCUCCAGCAUCUCCGUUCAUAGCCACGCAUAGCAGCCUAAGGUCCCUCUGAGAAGACCACUGCAGUCAUGAACUCUUCAGCAUAGCCUACCAAAUUUCUGACAGAAGAUCUGAAUCAGCAAGACCUGACUCUGAUAACACCAAUUCAACAAACAAACCUUAUGCACUCAAGAGUUCCACUUCAUAUGAGGCCAUCAGAACUCACCAAACCUUGCUUGUUUUAUUUCCAUGGGGAGGGACUGAAAACCAGCCUAAAAGCACAGAAAAAAAAAACAAGUGCACUUCAUUUCAGAAUUUAUCAGCACAUCCUGCCGAGACGGAGCGUGUGCUGUUGUGGACCAAGUUGUUUCUCGUUUGCUUUCCUAUUUACUCUCUUGUACUCAAUGUACCUUUUUAAAUUAUUACCGUAAGUGCAGUUUGACUUCUUUUCUCUGUACACAACCAUGUAUAUUUCUAAAAAGAACAUUUGAGUCUGGUCACAAAUCAGUAACUUUGCAGGCCAAAACCAGACGUGCAGUUGAAGCAUGCACAGUUCUAAAUUAUAACCUAAACCUUUUUCUUUCUUUUUUUUGUUUUGGAUGCAUGCAUAUGUGAAUGCAGGUGUGCACGUCUGAGCGCACGCUUUUGUCUUAUUUGUGUUUUUGUAACAUUUCAUCAUCCAAUGGCACAAAUACGUGUGGUUAAAUGAAGUAUCUGUUCCUCAUGAAGAAGAAAACAUUGAUGACUGAUUGCUGUUGUGGAGACGUUUGUUUGAAUAUCAUUUUGAAGCCUUGACCUGUUUGUAAGCCCAAAUGGCCUUAUUGAUUUGCCUUAAGCUUAUGCCAAAUUGUUUUUUUUUCAUCAUUUGACAGCAGAUGUCUGUGCUUAUGUCUGAAUAGCCAUUCCAAUGUUUAUAGCUUUUGUAAUAUCAGGUAUGAUAUGUACUUGUUAACUGGAAUUUUUACAAAUAUAAUAGAAUAGAGUAGAAUAGAAUAGAAUUAUUUAUUUGGAGUGAGCUGGAAUUAAUCAAACACAAGCCAUAAGGGAUGUAUUGCAAUCCCAUUCCCUUUACGGUCACAUUUGGUAGCAACUUUGUGAUCAGAGAUUGACUGGACUGGCAUUUGUCAACCAUCCAAUAUUAUUCUAGCAAUUUUUCAAGGCAAGAUAAUGGUUUCGGAUUAGGCUGCGCUUUCUCAAACUGCCUCUGAACAGCUGAAUAUAUGUUACACUAUAACUGCCUCUAUGACCUGAUGGUUUACUGCACUGUGCCUUAAAGUGUUUAUCAAGCAGGAAUACUUUUAUAUGUAUUUGUCCACUCUAAUUAUAAACGUAAUGCAUGUUUCUCAGCAUAUAAUGAGAUUUUCAUACAGGGGGUUUUUACUGCCUGUACAUUGUAUCCUGUCUGUAGGUUGUUAGGUUAUGUAUGCACUUUAAUUUGUAUUUUUCUUUACUGGGAUCUCUGAAAUACCACAUAUUGUUUUUUGUUGUUGUUUGUUCUAGACAAUCAGACCUAACGUGAUAUAUUCUUCUGCAAGGUAUCAAUGACAACAACAAGUAUAUGUAUUCAAUUUACCCAUGCUAGUCACAUUUCUACGGUGCAUUUACAUUUCAGUACCAAAAUAUGCACAAUAAAUCAUGCUUUGUUGGCUCUUUUA
Molecule: messenger RNA, 4706 nt
Organism: Puntigrus tetrazona (Sumatra barb)
Lineage: Eukaryota; Metazoa; Chordata; Actinopteri; Cypriniformes; Cyprinidae
Gene: nfatc1
Product: nuclear factor of activated T cells 1
Exons: 10
Coding region: 493-3105 (870 amino acids)
Biological process (GO): cytokine production; calcineurin-NFAT signaling cascade; regulation of transcription by RNA polymerase II
Cellular component (GO): transcription regulator complex
Molecular function (GO): transcription factor binding; DNA-binding transcription factor activity, RNA polymerase II-specific; RNA polymerase II cis-regulatory region sequence-specific DNA binding
Source: RefSeq, a predicted model, not a curated record